Caenorhabditis remanei is the source of this 354-nucleotide messenger RNA. RefSeq lists its product as uncharacterized. Lineage: Eukaryota; Metazoa; Nematoda; Chromadorea; Rhabditida; Rhabditidae. The transcript is spliced from 3 exons. The record is from RefSeq and is a predicted model, not a curated record. Bases 1 to 354 code for a protein of 117 amino acids.
AUGCAAAUGUGUCCUCCAAUUAUCCUUCUCACCCUUUCUAUACUAUCUCUGAUGGAAUGUGUCGACGCAAAUAUCAUUUGGAGAUAUCAGAAGGGCGACGGUGAGCCCCAGAGGGAUAUCGACUUCUCAGAGCAUACCUGGACACCAUUAGGCCCCGCCCAGAUGCAGGACUACUACGGUCUUCAUUCACAUGCUCCGAGAUCGUUACCGGAAAUUGAGAAAGAGCAGCAAUCGUUUCGGUUUAUGGAGGCACCGGUAUCCCUAAGCAACCCGGUGUUCAAUGUCUUCUCAAAAAUGAGUGAUUUAUAUCGGUGGAUAUCCAACGAGAAGCGAUCGUCAUUUCUUGAUUAUUGA